This is a messenger RNA of Lytechinus pictus (painted urchin), 3417 nucleotides long. Its product is annotated as organic solute transporter subunit alpha-like. Bases 301 to 1533 code for a protein of 410 amino acids. The record is from RefSeq and is a predicted model, not a curated record. Gene Ontology annotation, molecular function: transporter activity. Gene Ontology annotation, cellular component: membrane. NCBI's taxonomy places the organism in Eukaryota, Metazoa, Echinodermata, Echinoidea, Temnopleuroida, Toxopneustidae. Gene Ontology annotation, biological process: transport. The transcript has 8 exons.
AGAUCAAGAUUUGUUUCAUUUUGGCUUGGUGAGUCUGAUCUAAUUCGUCAUUCUUUCAUCUCUUGAUGAGUUUGGAUUCUGCGUUGACCGAAUAAAUCAGACAGAAAAACUAAGACAUUUUUAGAUGUUGCAUCCUUUUAUAGUCGACAGAAUUGUGUAGCACCGACAAACGUUUAUCCGGAGUCUUGAAAUUAAUCAGGUCACGGUUUUUGUUAUUUAGAGAGGUUGUUUUCUUUUCACUACCUACUUAUUGCUGCUACUGUAUUUCUUCCUCGUCAAAAGCGUGAACAACUUUAAACCAUGUCUUCCAAUUCGUGUGUUGUAGUUGAACCAACUUCUAAGGAACUUUUCGACCAUUACAGUUCGAACACUGCGGCAAUUGUUUUGAUUGUCUUCAUGUCUCUCUUCAGUGUGGUGACUGUCAUCAUGUACCUAGAGGCAUGUCAUUACAUCAAUAAGAAAGUCAAUGAUAGCCGAACUCGGGUUAGACUGAUCGUCAUCCUCGGCAUCUAUCCAGUUUACUCGACGACAUCAUUGCUCGCUCUUUAUAUUCCAAGAGCACAUCUUAUAACCUACCUGACUGCAACACUAUAUUUUUCGGUCGCCCUGUAUCAGUUCUUGAUGCUGAUUGUGAGCUAUUUUGGUGACAGGGACCAACUGAUUGUCAAGCUACAAGGCUCAAAGAUUCCCAUCGCCAGCCCUCCUUUACUCUGCUUCUUUCCUUGUCUUCCAAAACCAGAUAUGAAUGUCAAGAACCUGCUCCGUCUUCGUCGUCUCGUUCUCCAGUUCGUCUUCAUUCGACCGAUCUGUAACUUCAUCGCUCUUAUUCUUUGGGCCGACGGAACCUAUGUUCCAGGAUUGUUUACAGCCGACAGUGCAUACGUGUGGCUCUCGGUGAUCGCUCUUUGUUCCACCUUUGCUGCCCUCUAUGGCGUCAUCAUCCUUAUGCGAAUCACCAAAGGACCCUUGGAGGGGUAUAACGUCCAGCCCAAGUUCUUGCUCAUCCAGCUCGUCCUCGUACUCAUCACCUCUCAGCUUGUCAUCGUCGGCAUCUUCGUGCUCACGGAAAUGGUUCCAUGUGACUACCCAUUGGGGUCGCUAGCCAGGGGAUACUAUUACUGCGAUCUCCUGACAGUUGCAGAGAUGCUGGUGUUCAUCACCUUCGCACGGUUCUUCUUCCGAAAGCGCAUCGACAGAACACCCUCUGGCAAGGACCACCCCGACCACACCUACAACAUCAGCAAGCGCAACUCCGAGCCCUAUCUCGACAUCAAAGAGAGCUACACCUCCUCCGUAACGACCUCAAAGAUGAACGGCAACGGCGUCAGCUAUAACAACAACAAUAACAGUGGAUCUUUCGUCAACGAAGGAGCGGACGCUGUCGAGGUCGACGUUGAGAACGGGUCUACGUUGAAGUCCUUCAAAAAGCUCGAAGAGGAAGAUGAAUAUCAGGAUAGGGAUGAGGUUGAUGUCGCGCACGGAGAUAGCGAUAUGCCGACGGACAUCGAAGUCAGUAUCCAGGAAAAUGUGUAGCUCUAUCUCACCAACUUGCUAAAAGAGAAAUGUAUCAAGAGCUUAGUAUUUUGAAAGGACUCAUUAAAAGGGGAAUUGUGAUAUGAUGUAAAUAAUCCAACCAAUACUUUUUUAUAUUUCUAUUUUAUUUAUACAGGCCCACAUAAUGUACAUGAUGAUGUUGAUAUGUGUAUAAGCUGUUUUUACAACGAUUUUUAAGAUGAUUGAAGGCAUCCCAUACAGCUCUCUUUGUAUUUGAUUGUUAUCUAUUUCUGUCUUCUCACAACCCCAUACCUGUUUUGUUUUAUAUUCACUGUUUUAAGAUUAUCAUCAACCAGGACAUAAAAGGCAUCAUUAUGAUGUUUAAAGAGGGUAUCAUUUUUUGGAAAUGCAUUUUUGGUACAAUUCGUGUAUGUAAGCCAUCAUUCAAAAUUUCCAAUUUCAUGUCUGACUACGGCAUCUCGUUGACUGCAAGAGGCUUCUUAUUUUAAUUUUAGUCUUUGGCCUGUACUAGCCUACGUUUUGUUGGUUUUAAGGCAAACCUUGUACCUACCUUGUUACAUUUAUUUGUACCCCCCCCCCCCCUGAAUACGAUUUUCAACAUUGCCCUGCAUAGCAAGAUAACUAAUGGUAUGCGGAACAUAUUCAUGAUUCAUGUGCGACGAUUGAAAGAAUCUCAUAGGAACAAAAAAGUUCUUUAAUCAUUUUUCUAGAACGCAACAGGCUUGAUGUGAUAAUGACGAUUUAAGAUUUUGUUGGUUUUUUUUUUAAAAUCUUUUCCCCACAAUUAGUGUUUUCAUAUAAUAUCUUGUAAAGAAAAAUGAAGUUUGUUAUUUCUCCAUGGUUAAUUUUCAAGAUGAGUUUUUAUGUUGAUGUAAUCUGUAUCUGUAAUGACUUUUUAAAACUGUUAUAUUUUACCCAUCAUCUAUACCAAUAUAUUGUAAAUAUGGUAAAUAAUAGCAGGACAUCUUCUGCACUUGAUGGGACUAGAGAAUGUUUGUGACAUUACCACGGUGCGACUUUAACUAAUUAUCAGCAGAGCGAGACAAUUGAGUCGAAAGAGAAUAGAAUGAAGAUUAAUGAGUUAAAGCUAAAAAGGAAAUAAGAAAAAAGGUGGACUAAAUGGUGGCAUGGAAAAGAAUAAUAACCAUAAUGUUAAUGUUGUUGAUGAUGAUGAUGAUGAUAAUGAUUGUAAUAAUAAUAAUAAUAUUAAGAAGAAGAAGAAGAAGUAGAAGAAGAAGAAGAAGAAGAGGAAGGAGAAGAAGAAGAAGAAGAUGAUGAUGACAUAGAAUGAGGAAGAAGUAGGAUAAAAUGGAAGACAAAAGAGGAGGAACAGGAGAUAAAGAAGAGUGGGAAAGAAAAGAAACAAAACAAGAACAAUGGAAAACAUAGAGGUAAAAACAAAAAUAUAAAGGAAGAUCUUUACAACAAACUUCAGAAGAGAAUGAUAUAGGACUAAACAGUCACGUGUACGGCUAUAUAACUAGCAAUUAUCAUAUGUGUUAUGUUGUAUUACCAUUAUGUCUAUGUUGAAUUACUAAUAUGUAUUAUGUUGUAUUACCAUUAUGUCUAUGUUGAAUUACUAAUAUGUAUUAUGUUGUAUUACCAUUAUGUCUAUGUUGAAUUACUAACAUGUAUUAUGUUGUAUUACCAUUAUGUCAAUGUUGAAUUACUUAUAUGUAUUAUUUUGUAUUACCAUUAUGUCCAUGUCGUAUUACUAAUAGGUGUUAUGUUGUAUUACCAUUAUAUCCAUCGUAUUACAUGGAAAAUAUUAUAUAUCAUGAUUUUGUAAAAAUAAAUGCAUUUCUGUAUAUUUACAUUUUUUAAAACAAAUGAUAGCUCACUUUAUUUGAAUAUCCUUUGUACGAAUUAGAGAGCAUUACGAACAAUGAUUCUUAUCACAUU